This is a messenger RNA of Caenorhabditis sp. 36 PRJEB53466, 3730 nucleotides long. The record is from the annotation of a GenBank genome assembly. NCBI's taxonomy places the organism in Eukaryota, Metazoa, Nematoda, Chromadorea, Rhabditida, Rhabditidae.
AUGCGCUGGUUUGACGGUACUUUCUUAUUAUUAUUAGUUUCUUCAACUCAUGCUCAAUUCGGAGAAAUUGCUUCUCUGGCCACGUCGCUUUUAGGAGGUGCCCUAGGUGAGUUGUUUUCUUGUCUUUGUUUGAACUCCGGUUUGCUUGAACUACUCCAAUUACCCUUUCUUCCUACUCUAUCUAACGAGUAAGGGAUGAAGCAGAAACUUAUUUGAGGUCCUAACCAUAACUUCCUAUAACUAUUAUUUUCAUUUUCUUAGCUAGCUAAUUUGAACACAGGGACCCGCAAUUCCAUGCCGCUUCAUCAUCUCUUUUUAUCAGGUUGAUAAUAGCAAUUUACGGAUAUAUAUUUAAUUUUCCGCAAGUACAUUUUCUGAAAGACAGCUACUUUUCUUAUUAUCAUGUUGUUACGUUCACGUUGCCAACGACGUAGGCAUCCAUCAUUUAUCUUCUUUUUUCUUAUCAUAUCGUAUGCGCAGCCGUUCGGCACUGGAUUGGAUUACGUCGUCGUCGUCCUUCGUUUUUCUCCCAGUCUCUUUCACGCGCGGCAUCAUUAUCCUAACCUUUUUUGGACGGAAAGAAAGAUACGGCAUAGUGCGUGAGUGUGGCGACGGCAGAAGAAGAAGCAGAAACACUUGGACGACGCAAGAACUGGAUCUUGCCUCAAAUUCAUUAGCUUUUUCUAUGGUUUUGCCAUCUUUCGCGCAACAUUCACAGAUGGAAAUGAGCGAAACGCGUCUCGUAUGAAUGGGAUCGGAUAACGUUUCCCGAAAACACCUUUAUCGUCUUUUUGAUCCAUGAAUACCUGUUUGACAGUUUGAAAAAAAGAUGCAGGUUCAUUUAAAAAUGAGACGAAGUUAAUCUAUUACAGAUAAUUUGCUCUUACAGGAAAUGGAGCAGGAUUGGGAGCAUUAGCCGGAGCAGGAGCUGCUGGCGCAGGAGCAGCUGGGCAGGCUGGAGGCGCGCUCGCACAAAUUGGACAGUGUAAGUUUAUAAUUAGUGGAUACCUUUGGAGAAAUUUUAAUUUAGUAUAUCAACUUGCACAAGGAGCUCUUCAAUUAACUGGAACAGGAGUCGGAGUACUAAACCAGGCUUCAGAAGGAAACUGGUUUCCCGCUGUUUUGGAGCAAACUGCUAAGAACUCACGUUAGUUUCUACCAAUUCAUUCCGUCAAACUGGCAAUGAAAUUUUAGAAGCUUUCAUGAAAGGAGGAAAUAGUGGAAUCAAUCUUGGAGCUCUCGGCCCUGCCCCAGGGAAAUCUGGAGGUGGCGCUAUUGGACCCGAGUUUGGAACCAACUUUCCAGCGCCAGACAUUGAUGAUUAUGAUGAGAAUGCUGAAAUUCCGGGUGUGACUACUGACAAUAAGACUCCAAAGGCUCCAGAUGGUCUUGUUGACAUUGAAGACAGAGACUACGAAAUUGAGACCACAAAAGCUGCUACCACAACUAAAGAAAUCAUUAUCACAACUACAGAAGCUGUCACGCCGUUCCCAGACGAGGUAUUUUUUUUGUUAUUAUUUAUUAAAAAAAAAUACUCUACAGGAUGAAGAAGAAACUGAGCCGACAACUCUUCCUCCACGACAGAUAAGAAUUCAAUUACCCGACAAAAACGGAAAAACUGAGCCAGAAGAAGAAUUGGACUAUGAAGACUUGGUGCGCCAGAUGAGAUGAACUUAUAAUCUUUCAAAUAUUUUUUUUAGAUUAACAAAAAAACGCAUGCCGUUGUGACGCCAAUUGUCCCAACGAUUGACGCUGAAAGCACUGAAGAACUGAAAAAGAACGUGAUUGCUACUCACGGAACAAAAACCCAACCAAUUGUUCCAAAACUAGAUAAACUUGUUGAAGUGCUUCAAAAAAGCAAGCUUUCACGAGAAGAGAUUGAUGAAAUUGUAGCGCAAGUGAGUUUUGAACACUUUUCCGUUUCUAGCACCAUUUUGUUAUAGGUGGAAGGGAAUAAACACAUUGAGAAGCCUGCAAAAUAUGAUUUCAACGCCGCAGUUCAAAAUAUUCCUGAUAAGAAAAAUCUGAUCCGACAGAAAAUUACGGAUGCUUCACGAAUCAUCAGUACCAGUUUUGAAAACCAAAGAAAAGAGCAGAAUGUUGUGAUUCAAAAGCAAGUGGAUGAGUUCAAAGUUCUGCCUGAUCUCACUGAAUCUACAGUUGUAAGUUCACUAGCAUGGCUAUGCAUGUGCAUGUGGGCAUGAUGUAACUUAAGGCAUCGAUCACUGCAACAACAAAAGCACCACCAACAACUACUACUAUCAUUACCACCGCUCCGACCAAAACGUCAACAACCCCAAAACAUAUUCAGCAAGCUCGUUCGGUGUCACAUGUCGCUCCAGUUGCUCCUUCAGUAGCUCUUCAGACUACUGUUCCUCAAACUGCUGCGCCACAAGGGCAGGUCCAACAGCCACAACCACAACCGUAUAACAACUAUUUGUACCCUCAACAGCCAUUACAGCAUAUCCAGCAUCCAUUCCAUCAACAGCAGCAGGUUUAUUAUACUCAAGUACCCAGCAAAAUAAAUCAAUAUUCUGAUCAAGGAAUCUAUUUUCAGGCACCGUUUUAUGGGCAACACACUCAAAACUAUUGGGGCCAACAAAAUCAUUUUGCACCACAGGUACGAUUUUGAAAUUUAAUUUGAGACCUUAAACUUGUUAUGAAAUUAUCCGAAAAUCACAACCUUUCUAGAACAUAUUUUUUAGCUUAACCAAUAUGGAUUGCACAAUCAACAACCACAACAGCCCCAACCUCAGCAAGUUCAGCAAAACUUUGGUUACUCGACUCCACUUGCAGCACCUUCUCAGCCAUACCCACAACAGCAAAAUCAGUACUACGCAGUGAGUGAGAAUAAUUUAGUUCAGUAAUAAUAGUAAAAAUUUCAGCAGUAUGUGCCACAACAGCAACAACAACAGCAAUUCUUUCAACAGCCACGGUACUCCACAACAGUCCCACAACAAAUUCCUCAUUCACCAACUCAACCUGUGCAACAACCAGCAACAUACGCUCAGCAGAGACAGCCAAGUGCCCAACAAGUAGUUUAUCAACAGGGGAGUGCACAGCCAACUGCUGCACCGGUUCCGCAAGUACGACCACCUGUCUCCUCAGCGUACCCCCAACCAAAUGGAAAUACCAACCAAGUCGUCCAUUACUAUCAUGAUGGGCGACAGAUUGUUCAGCAAAUCAUCCCGAAAAAAAUUGCGGCUACUGGAAACCUCCCAUUGAAUGGGCCUUUCCAAUCUCAAAAUGUAGGCGCUACAGAUCCAGCAGAGUAUCAAAGAAAACAGAGAGCUCUCCAACAAGCUUUCCAACAACCACAGACGAGAGCGGCAGUUGCUACCAAGUCAACUAAUGCAGGACAACAAUCGUACGUUGUUUAAUUGUCUGAAAAGAAUAUGACUGUUAGGUUCAGGCCAGCAAAUCCACAACCAGCCGCUCAUGUUCAACCAAGGGUUUAUGAAUCAACGGUGACAGCCACUGGAAACAGACACGCACAUGCCAUACGCACGUAUCAGGCAACAAAACCUGAUUCGCAGCCAGCAGCAGCGACACGAAGUUCUGGAAGAGUGAGUUUCUCUAAGAAGCGAAUAAGCGGACAUGUUCUCCCCGGACCUACAAUAGAUCAUAGGGUAACUGAUGGAUACUUUUUCAUCCGCUACUGUAACAAAAUUUUCAGAGCCUUCUGGAGAAGCGAACUACCGCAAAACCCCGCUAUGUUCGUGUGCCAUAA